Messenger RNA from Patiria miniata (bat star), 2900 nucleotides. It is a transcript of the gene carm1, whose product is annotated as histone-arginine methyltransferase CARMER-like. Bases 63 to 1901 code for a protein of 612 amino acids. Lineage: Eukaryota; Metazoa; Echinodermata; Asteroidea; Valvatida; Asterinidae. Gene Ontology annotation, biological process: peptidyl-arginine methylation. Gene Ontology annotation, molecular function: protein-arginine N-methyltransferase activity. The record is from RefSeq and is a predicted model, not a curated record. The transcript is spliced from 13 exons.
CUAAAGAGGGCGCACUCCAACAUUAAAAUUCAUGUUUUGUGGACGGAAAACGAGAGAGCACGAUGGCUGUUGUUUUUGAGGGAAUCAGUCUCCGAUCUUUGUCGGAUCACGGUGAUAUUUUGCAGAGAACCGAAGCAGUUCUCAGACUAGAAGUCGUCACGGAAAAUGAGGAGCCCAUAGUCUCGAUUUACAAUGGUCAUUUUUCCCAAGGCACAAAUGCCCAGCAGAUGCUGCGGUUUUCCCUGAACAGCAGCGACGUGACGUGCUGUCAGGCCAGCAAGCACACCUACCUGGUCAACAUGCAGGGUCGCUCUGUGCUGCUGCACUUUGCCUCAGACUUUGAACUGUCCAGGUUUCACAAUAUAGUCAACGGUGCCAAACACAAUGCUUCUACGGCUGUCAAGGAAUCGGUGUUCACAGAACGAACGGAGGAGGCUUCAUCGUCACAGUACUUUCAAUUUUACGGCUACUUGUCCCAGCAGCAGAACAUGAUGCAAGACUACAUCAGGACCUCCACGUACCAAAAAGCCAUGCUGCAAAACAGUGAAGACUUCAGGAAUAAGGUUGUUCUUGAUAUGGGCGCGGGUUCAGCCAUACUUUCCUUCUUUGCCAUCCAAGCCGGCGCCAAGAAAGUCUACGCUAUCGAGGCCAGCUCUAUAGCUGAACAAGCACAGAAAUUGGUCGAGGCCAAUAAACUCGCCGACCGCAUCAAGAUUCUUGCCGGUAAGAUUGAGGAAGUCCACGUCCCCGAACAAGUGGACAUCAUCAUCUCAGAGCCCAUGGGCUACAUGCUGUUCAACGAACGCAUGCUGGAGAGCUAUCUACAUGCCAAGAAGUUCCUCAAACCAGGAGGCAAGAUGUUCCCCACCAUUGGUGAGUUACACUGUGCGCCAUUCUCGGAUGAUGCAAUUUACAUGGAGCAGUUCACUAAAGCUAACUUCUGGUACCAGCAGUCCUUCCACGGGGUCAACUUGACUAGACUCAGGGAGGAAGCCCUUCAGGAGUACCUCAGGCAGCCCAUUGUCGAUACCUUUGACAUUAGGAUAUGCCUGGCCAGGUCUCAGAAGUACACGGUGGACUUUCUCAAAGCCCACGAGACCGACCUCCACCGAAUUGAAAUCCCUCUGUGCUUUGUGGCCCACGGGUCGGGGGCUGUCCAUGGCCUUGCGUUCUGGUUUGACGUCGCCUUCUGUGGGACAAUGCAAACGGUAUGGCUGUCCACAGCACCAACAGAACCCCUCACACAUUGGUACCAGGUCCGCUGUUUACUACGAGCGCCUAUCUAUGUCAAGCAAGGUCAAACCAUGUCAGGAAAAGUAGUACUCAUCGCCAAUAAAAGACAAAGCUACGACAUCGACAUCGAGCUGCAGUCGGACAGCAGCGGGGCCCGCUCCAACAACCGACUGGACCUGAAGAACCCGUUCUUCCACUACACGGGCCAGCAGCCCCAGCCCCCGACGGGGUGCCACGAGACCUCGCCCUCUGAGAAGUACUGGGAUUCCAUGCCCCAGACCGCGAUGGUGAACGGGAUGGCGGACAGUAACAGCAUGCAGGUGGCUCCGGUACAGCAGAGCAUGGCGCAGAGUUUCAACCUUAUACCACUAGCCAAUGCCGAGCCGAUCAGCCACACCGGUAUCCUGCCCGGAGGCACCACCCAGCGCCAGCAGACCUUCAGCAUACCGUCCUCCGUCGGUACCCUGAUGAGCAACGGUAGCCUGCCCUUCAUGCAGAACGGCCACCAGGCGGCCUACACCACGGCCAACCCGGCCGCCGCCGUCGUCGCGGCCGCCGCUUUCCCCGUGGUGGCGCCGGCCCAGUUCUCCAUCGUGGGCGCGACCGAUCAGCUCAGCCUGCAGCCGGGCACGGUCAUCAUUCAGGGCCAGCCCGGCGUACAGGGCUAGGUCGGUUACGCUGGAGUCGGAGAAGGGUCUUGCAGGUGUCUUAACCCGUUAGCUCAUGUACUACAUUGUAUCACAUUGUAUUACAUUGUAUCACAUUGUAUUUAUUCCCUGAUAAAAACCAUACAGUGUAGGGGCGGUUUUGGGUGGUGCAGGGUGUAAAAUGGGCUAAUCAAGAUGUUGGGCGGUGCACCUGCAGCAUCGGCCUCGAGACACUAACACGAGGGGUAAUGUGGGCACAGUUCUGUCACUACAUAUCUCUCAAGAAUACUAAAAUGCCCAGAGAAUAUUCCAAUUUUUUUCUCUGAGAGAAAUAGUCCAAUUUUGUUAAUACUAGUAAACACAUUUUUGAUACUUCAACUAUUCACUGGAAAAUCACCCUCAAAAUUGGCACUACAAAAAGCAAAUGCUUUCCAUUUCAAAAAAAAGAAAUUCAUCAGAAGUGAUUUGCAGGUUGCAUGUUUUGUUUUUAAUUGUCUGGCCACACUGCGUUUGACUGAAUCACUGAUCAACGGUCAGGUGACACGAAUGUCCUCAUUUGAUUGGCCGAGGGAAUGCAAAAUGGAUGGGUCUGUGUACAAAUAUAUACUUUUUUCCUUCUACAUAACGAGUGCCCUCUAAAACUCAUUGUUCAAGUCCUGAAUAUGAUGGUAUAUUAUCAUCACAUGACCUGUUUAUGUUAUGUACUCUGUGUUUCUCUGAAAAUAAAUACACCAAAUAAAAUCCACAGAAAUAGAAUCGUGGGUUUGAAAUUUGUAAAAACCCAUAUUCAACCCAAUGUGCAGUACACAAAGUUAGCAAAAAAAAUAUUAAAAGGAGCACCGUUAACAACAAAGAAAUUCUGUUGCAAAUUUUUGUUGAAAAUUAUUAAAUAAAUUGAGAUGUUUCUUGGGCCUUGAACAAAAAGAUAAAUUUACUUUCAUUGUUUUGACUUUUUUUGUUUUGGUUUUAAACAAGAGUGGUUGUAUCUCAACUGCAUAUUCAAAAGAAAUACACAACGGU